Messenger RNA from Venustampulla echinocandica, 687 nucleotides. RefSeq lists its product as uncharacterized. NCBI's taxonomy places the organism in Eukaryota, Fungi, Ascomycota, Leotiomycetes, Helotiales, Pleuroascaceae. The record is from RefSeq and is a predicted model, not a curated record. Bases 1 to 687 code for a protein of 228 amino acids. The transcript is spliced from 2 exons. Gene Ontology annotation, molecular function: chitin binding. Gene Ontology annotation, cellular component: extracellular region.
AUGGCUCUCUCCACCUUGGCUUCUAGUCUCAUCCUUCUCCUUGCCCUACCUUUCACCACUUGUACGCCAACAAACGUCCGUCUGACGCUCGAUGUAUCUCUUAACCUACCUGAUGUUGUUACUACGGCCGGUUUCGUCUGCGAAAAUGAGGGGUUCUUUGGUGACCUCUGUGACUGCACAAAAUUCCAUCGCUGCGUGAUUUAUGAUUGGACAAAACCAAAGGAGUUUACACGGUUCGAUUUCAGUUGCGGUGAAGGUACCGAAUUCGAUGAAGCCCUUUCAGUGUGCAAUCAUCCAUGGGCUAUUUCCCCACCUCCCGUCUGUCACACCGGCCCGUGGGACGGGUGCCCCAAUCACCCAAAGGCGGAUCCAGAAACUUUCACGACCACGGAUACUCUUACGAAAACUGGUCCUCAAGCUCUCGUCGGACAUCAUCAGCGCAAAGGAAAUAAGAACUAUUCUACGGCAUUCUCUUGUACGACAGACGGCAUGUUUCCUGACGCCUCUGAUUGUAAUAAGUAUCAUGAAUGCUCCUUGAAUUCGGACGGUAGUUGGAAGCAUGAUAUCGACUUCUGUGGCAAAACACAGCAAUUCUGUGCACCUUUGGGGGCCUGUGGACCUGCAGAGGGAUGCCCUGUGCCUUGUGGUUCCAGUAAUGAGCAUCUGAAAGAUAGGGAGUUGAAGUGA